CAGGAAAAUGAGGGCCUUGAAUAUUGAAGUUUUAAGAGGAAAAGGAAUCGGACAACAAUAUUACUACUUUCUUAUUUAUACCCCCCGCCCGCACCGCGUGGAAAGCUGUCUUGUUUCACCUAAUAGCUAGGGCUCUGUGCUAUAUACAGAGAGAAACACUCACAAAUUAACAUCAUUUAAUAGACGAACGAACAUCUUUUUAUUCCUUCCAAGGUACCUGACUUAAUUUCUAUGUCUAGCUCCUCCAUCAUCAUCACCAUAUGGACUGUUCAUAUUCAUGUACAAGUUGUCAAUUUGCAGGUAAAAAUGAGUGAUGAACAAAGACGUGCCCCUCGUUUGAAUGAGAGGAUCCUCUCAUCGUUGUCAAGGAGGUCUGUCGCCGCUCACCCUUGGCACGAUCUCGAGAUCGGACCUGAAGCUCCAAAGGUUUUCAAUGUUGUCAUUGAGAUAUCGAAAGGCAGUAAAGUCAAAUACGAGCUUGAUAAGAAAACUGGUCUCAUUAAGGUCGAUCGCGUCCUAUACUCAUCAAUGGUGUACCCCCAGAACUAUGGCUUCAUUCCUCGGACGCUAUGUGAAGAUAAUGACCCCAUGGACGUACUAGUGCUCAUGCAGGAGCCUGUCCUCCCAGGCUGUUUCCUUCGAGCUAGGGCCAUAGGUUUGAUGCCUAUGAUCGAUCAGGGUGAGAAGGAUGAUAAGAUAAUAGCAGUGUGUGCUGACGAUCCAGAAUAUCGCCACUACACUGAUAUCAACCAGCUUGCUCCUCACCGUCUAGCGGAAAUCCGCCGCUUUUUUGAAGACUACAAGAAGCUUGAGAACAAGGAGGUUGCUGUAAAUGAGUUUCUGCCUCCAAAUACUGCUGUCCAAGCCAUCCAAUACUCAAUGGACCUUUAUGCCGAAUACAUAUUACAGACACUGAGAAAGUAAUCAGAUGCUUCAUUCUGCCAUUGCAAGUCGUUUAAAUGAUUUAGCCACCCUGGCAACUUUCAUGUUAUAAUGCAGCCAGAUUGUUGUGUUUUUCUUUCAUAAUUAUUUUCCUUGUAUUUGUUUUGUCACGCAGUGAGUUGUUAAAUAUUAUAGCGGAAUUAACAAAUUAGAUAUCAUUCAUUCAAUUCAAUACAUGAAUCAAACUACUUCUUGUAGUCUAUUAUGUUGAAUCUUCAAAGUAAUUAUUGUUGAGA
Molecule: messenger RNA, 1178 nt
Organism: Solanum dulcamara
Lineage: Eukaryota; Viridiplantae; Streptophyta; Magnoliopsida; Solanales; Solanaceae
Product: soluble inorganic pyrophosphatase PPA1-like
Exons: 8
Coding region: 232-924 (230 amino acids)
Biological process (GO): phosphate-containing compound metabolic process
Cellular component (GO): cytoplasm
Molecular function (GO): inorganic diphosphate phosphatase activity; magnesium ion binding
Source: RefSeq, a predicted model, not a curated record